Coniophora puteana RWD-64-598 SS2 is the source of this 1757-nucleotide messenger RNA. RefSeq names its product amino acid permease. The record is from RefSeq and is a predicted model, not a curated record. Gene Ontology annotation, cellular component: membrane. Gene Ontology annotation, molecular function: amino acid transmembrane transporter activity. Gene Ontology annotation, biological process: amino acid transmembrane transport. NCBI's taxonomy places the organism in Eukaryota, Fungi, Basidiomycota, Agaricomycetes, Boletales, Coniophoraceae. The transcript is spliced from 11 exons. Bases 13 to 1647 code for a protein of 544 amino acids.
CCGCCGCACACCAUGUCCGAAUCCCUGUCCGAAAAGGACACCGUCAAGGUCAACGCAGGCGCCGUCAAAGGCGACAUCGAAUCCGACUCCUACGAUGGUGACGGCGUCCCGAACAGGACCCUCCAUCGUCAGCUCAAGAACAGACAUGUUGCCAUGAUUAGUAUGGGUGGUGUCAUUGGCACUGGUCUUUUCUUAGGUACGGCAAAUGCGCUCAUGCAGGGCGGACCAGUGGGCAUGCUCCUCGGUUAUACUGCUAUGGGUACCGUGGUGUUCGCAAUGAUGACCUCCCUGGGAGAGAUGGUGUCCUACCUCCCCAUUCCCGGUGGACACAUCAAACUCGCCGAACGGUUCGUUAACCCUGCGUUCUCGUUCGCAAUGGGAUGGAAUUACUGGUACAAUUGGCUGAUUACCGCUCCUGUGGAACUUUCGGCUUCAGCUGUGUUGGUCAACUACUGGAACCACUCUGUCAAUGACGGCGUUUGGAUCGCAAUUUUCGCUGUUGUUGUCAUCGCGAUCAACUUGCUUGGUGCCGGUGCUUACGGCGAGGCGGAGUUCAUCUUUGCCUCAAUCAAGAUUAUAACCAUUGUUGGGUUGAUCAUUCUUGGAAUCGUUUUGGACUUGGGUGGUGGGCCGGACCACGACCGCCUUGGUUUCCGGUACUGGAAGAACCCUGGACCCUUUGCUCAGUAUCUCGGUAUAGCUGGUGCUGAGGGUCGUUUCCUUGGAUUUUGGGCUGUGCUCGUACAAGCCUCAUUCUCAUUCCAAGGAACGGAGAUUGUUGCUAUAGCAGCUGGUGAAGCGAAGAACCCGCGUCGUAACCUCCCCAAGGCCGUUAAGCGCGUCUACAUCCGUAUUCUGUUCUUCUAUAUCCUUGGUACACUCAUGAUCGGUCUGCUGGUUCCCUACAACAAUCCUCGCCUGAACCUUGCGGACGGAACGGCUGCUGCAUCGCCCUUUGUCAUUGCCAUUGAAAUUGCUGGUAUCAAAGCACUUCCUUCCAUCAUCAACGCAUCACUCCUCACUGCAGCAACGUCGGCAGCGUCUAGCGAUAUUUAUACUUCUUCCCGCGCACUAUUUGGUUUGGCUGCUGCAGGCAACGCUCCCAAAAUCUUCCUCAGGGUCACUAAGAAUGGCAUGCCUUGGGUUUCAGUUACUUUCUGCUCCCUUUUCGUGGUUCUUGCAUAUAUGAGUCUUGGUAGUGGAUCGGCGGGACAAGUGUUCGAUUGGUUAUCGACGAUGACAUCGAUCUCCGGUUUAAUGACUUGGUUCGGGAUCUCGAUCACAUACAUCCAGUUCUACAAAGGAACCAAGGCACAGGGACUCGACCGCACGACAUUCCCAUAUUGGACGCGGUUCCAGCCCUUCUGCGGCUACUACUCCGCGGUGGCCUGUUUCGUUAUCGCAUUCUUUUCCGCCUUCAACGUCUUUAUCCACGACCAGUGGAACACUGCGACGUUUGUCACCUCUUACCUUCCGUUCAUCGGCUUCUUCAUCUUGUAUGGUGGAGCUUACCUGUAUUACCGGGUUCCGCCUGUGAAACCGGCUGAUAUGGACUUCGUGACGAAUAUUGCGGAGAUCGAAGCCGACGAGGUGGAUGAUCCGCCGCCGAAGAACAAGAUGGAGGCAUUCUGGGCCUGGCUGAUGUGAGCUACACGGUGACAGUGGAGGAUCAGGUGCAGACGUGUUGUAUUGCAGGUUGUAUUUCGACGAUGUUAAUAUCCAGUAUAAUAUACAUAUCAUAAGACUGUCGAUUUCCC